Gigantopelta aegis is the source of this 3414-nucleotide messenger RNA. Its product is annotated as derlin-1-like. Gene Ontology annotation, molecular function: misfolded protein binding; ubiquitin-specific protease binding. Gene Ontology annotation, biological process: endoplasmic reticulum unfolded protein response. NCBI's taxonomy places the organism in Eukaryota, Metazoa, Mollusca, Gastropoda, Neomphalida, Peltospiridae. Gene Ontology annotation, cellular component: Hrd1p ubiquitin ligase ERAD-L complex; endoplasmic reticulum membrane. The transcript has 10 exons. The record is from RefSeq and is a predicted model, not a curated record. The coding region runs from base 140 to 1234 and encodes 364 amino acids.
UGUACUUCCUGUUUUAUUUGCGAUUGCUGUAUCUGGAAAAGCCACGUCAGAUUUGUAAAAAAAAUAUCUGAAAUCAUAAAGAACUGUUAAUUUGGUUAGAAUAAAGUAGUAGAUCAGCUAAUUUUGUGUUUUUUGAACCAUGGCGUCGAAUGACAUUGGCGACUGGUAUCGAAGCAUACCACAGAUGACGAAAUAUUGGUUUACUGGUUCCAUUAUUUUGCCUCUGGUUGGUAAAAUUGGAAUCAUCAGCCCAGUGUGGUUUAUUUUAAACUGGGAUUGGUUUAUCUACAAGUUUCAAAUAUGGCGUCCACUAACUGCUGUACUGUACUACCCUAUUGCUGGUCCUAAAGGCUUCCAUUUCCUGUUGAAUCUCUAUUUCCUGUACUCGUACUCCACAAGACUGGAAACAGGUAUUUUUGAUGGACGGCCAGCCGACUACCUGUUCAUGUUGCUCUUCAACUGGAUUUGUUUGACCGCUAUUGGAUUCAUUGCUAAUUUAAUGUUGUUGAUGGAUCCGAUGGUACUCAGCGUUCUCUACGUCUGGUGUCAGCUCAACAAAGAUCAGAUCGUCACGUUCUGGUUUGGGACCAGGUUCAAAGCCAUGUACCUUCCCUGGGUUCUGCUAGCUUUCAACAUGAUUAUAGGUGAUGGAGGUCUCUUUGAGUUAGCGACUAGUUCGAGCGUGUUACGCUGGAAGAAGUUAGCCGGCGGCGACCCAGGUUGUCGUGUUCGUGUGGCCUCACUUCUAGAUGCGACCUUUGUGCGGGCUUGUCUGAUGUCGAAUCUGGAUGCGGCGGACCACUUGUCACUGAGGGAUUGUCUGGCUGUCAUAUCUGAUAUGCUACCGCCGCUGGCCCAUCCACCGGUUUCAGCCAAGAAGGGUCCGGGUUCGAUGAUCGCCACGGAGGUUCCACCGGCAGAUAUCGGCAUUCGAUCGUUGGCUGCCACAGGCCCCCGUCGGUUUACACGGCUACCAGUAACUGGCCCGUGCGUAUCGUUGUUCCAGCAAGCAGACGGAGCCCUGAUAAACCGUGUAUUAAACCUUGACAGUAUUUACCGUGUCCAAUUGGUAUUGAUAAUAUUUAAUUUAUUUUUCAACAGAUAUAAAUAUUUCCCCAAUCGGCGAGGUGGUGUGGCCGGGUUUGGAAUGCCUCCAUCAAGUAGACGAAGACCAGAGGACGAUCAUGGAGGACGCCAUGCCUGGGGGCAGGGUAAUCAGCUGGGAGAUGAUUAGGUUGGGGUGGGGGAGAAGUCAGCUAGGUGAGAACUAGGUUGGGUAAGGAGUAGAACAAGCAGUAAGGAAAUACAGAAGCUGUGUCUUUGUGUGGAAGGUUAGCAAGGAGAAUUGAAUUCCAAAAAGAUAGACAAAAUAAUGUUGGAACUUUAAGCUGUAUCCUAACCUGACGUGGCCAUAAUGACAGUCUCCAAUUUUGAAAUUGUCACUGACCGUUGAAAUCGCCAAGUAAAACUUGUCUGAUUGGUUAAUAUAUGUUUGUCGCUCAUGUCAUGCACGAACAAUAGAAAACAAUUGUUAUACUACGUCAAUCUGUCGUGUCGUAUGCAUGUGGUUAAGAUGCAAGAAUUUAAAUCAAUGGUUUCUUUAAAACAAAUCGCUCGCAUCCUGCUAGGAUACAGCAUUAGGCAUGGUUAUCAUGUUGCAGAAUAUUUGUGCAAUAAGAAGAUUUAUAACCAUUUUAUUUUAAAACAUUUGUUGGUGUAGUCCUAUAUUUGCUGUACAUGUCAUAACUGGUAUAUCAAAGUCCAUGGUAUGUGCUGUCCUGGCUGUGGGAAAGUACAUAAUAAAAAAAACAUCCCUUGCUACUAAUGAAAAAAUGUAGCAUGUUUCAUCAGAAGACUACUUGUCAAAAUGACCAAAUGUUUGAGACCCAAUGAUUAAUCAGUCAGUGUGCUGUGAUGGUGUUGGUCAACAGCAAAGAGAAACUGGCCUGUCCCAAAGCACUAGUUGAAAAAUGCUUGGAGAUUAUUGGUGUUGAGCUUCAAAUUGAAAGACUUAGUGCUAUACAGCGAUGUAAUUUUCACCUUUUGUCAGAUUUUAGCUUUUAGGGGGGGCAUAAACUAAUUUGUACAAAAUAUACUGUAUUUGAUGUCAAAAAGUUACCUUUAUUUAAGCAUGGUAUACAGUUCUGAGCUUUUUAACGAUCAGGGACUCAUUCAACAAAACUAACUUAGCACUAUUAUCAUUGUAAAUACAUGUACCUAAAUAUUCAUAUAGUAAUUUUACAUGGCUCUUUGUCAACUUAACAUACUUGCUUUAAAAAGGAUAGUAAUAUAAGCACUUGGUGUUAUUUCUAAUGACUUGUGUAAAAGUUAGCAUUGGUAUAUUAUUAAAUAGAAUAAUGAAAAUACUUCAUUUUUAGAUCACAAUAUUUCUAAUGACUUGUGUAAAAGUUAGCAUUGGUAUAUUAUUAAAUAGAAUAAUGAAAAUACUUCAUUUUUAGAUCACAAUUUCUUCAGUAAAUUCUACAUUUUCUUCUAGAUAAAUCUUUCUUGGUAUUUAAUCACUGUUUAUUGAAUUGUUACACCAUACAGAGGCGAUCUGCGGAUCUGGAGGGGGGCAAGGGCCUGGCUCCCCCCCCUAAAUUUGUGACAGUUAUAUAUUUUAUUAUAUAUUCAUUUUCAUUUAUUUACAAUACCCCUCCAAACCUCCCCCAAAGUUCCCUUGGCAUUUCGCCUCAUAUCAUUGCCCCUCCCCCCCCCCCCCCCAAUGGAUUUUCUUGAACUGCCACUGGCCAUAUAACUAAAUAACUUAAAUUUGUUUUUGUUGGAAUGAUUAAGUUACUUUCAAUAAUAAGAAGAAUCAUUGUAUUGUCUUUAUGUAGUGUUAUUUGUUGAACUUCAGUAUACAUUUUCCACUAGAAUGCUAAACAGUAAUUUGGUUUUUAAUAUUGAAAUGAUUAUUUAUCAGUUUAACAUUCAGUGGAAUAAAUAUUUACAUUACAUUUUCAUUUAAACAUUUAUUUUUCAAAAAAUAAUUUCAAAAUGACAAAGACAAGACCUACAUGUAUUUAUGACAAUUAGGUGGUAAAUAGUAUUGUAAACGUAUAUUUGUGUCACUACAGUUAUUACUGUUUGAUAUGACUAAGUUACUAAUGUAUAAAACAGGCUUGCAGUAGUGCUUACAUUGUAUUAUUCAGGAUAUGUUGGACAAAUUUAAUAUUUUAGAUUGUCAUUCUUUCCACUGUGUAGAAAUUAUUUGGGGGGGGGGGGUUGUUGUUGUUUUUGUUGUAUUUUUGUUUGUAUUUGGGGGGGGGGGGGGUCCGAGUGGGGGACUGUUUCUAAUGAUGCACUCAGAGACUAAUAGUUCACCAGCAAAAACGUUGACCCAGUCAUAUCAUUGUAUCUGGACCCAUAAAGGUGAAUGUAGUGUGGAACUCCCCCCCCCCCCCCCCCCCC